AUGCGUCGUCAGCACCAGGACUGGUUCGACGGCAACGACGCAGCCAUCGGUAACUUGCUUACCGAGAAGAACAUGCUGCACAGAGUCUGCCUCGACCGUCUAACCGACGCGAGCAAAGUGGCCUCCUGUCGAUGUCGCCGCCUUGCGCAGCAAUGGUUGCGAAAAAUACAGGAUGCCUGGAUGGCUCGCAAGGCCGCGGAGAUUCGAGGAUACAACGAACGCAACUAA
Messenger RNA from Spirometra erinaceieuropaei, 228 nucleotides. The record is from the annotation of a GenBank genome assembly. NCBI's taxonomy places the organism in Eukaryota, Metazoa, Platyhelminthes, Cestoda, Diphyllobothriidea, Diphyllobothriidae.